CAGAGCUGCAAACAAGAGGAAGGGUUCUCCGGUAGUUCAUAAACCAUUUUUCUGUCGUCAAACGGAUCAAGCUUUUUGUGAGACUUGGAUCGGUCACAAAAAGCGGGAUUCGCUUUUCGCAUAGGAAUUGGCGAGCCGCAGAAAGCCACGAAACUCGCUUUGUACGUUGGAUAUUUGUUGUAAUAUGGAAGAUAUGCGCCAUCCACAACAAGUUGGACCAAAUAUCAUGAGUGGGAUCGGGGUUCAGACCAUUCAUCCAAAUAGCGUGCAUCGUCACGGCAGGACCCGUGUUACGAUGCAUGCUCUUAUGUCUGAGGCAUUACCAUUGGAUGAAGCUGCACGUUUAGAAAUGAAGGCAAUGCCCGCUAAAACUCCAGUAUCUGUCCUGCAAGAGCUACUCUCACGCAGAGGCACCACCCCUAACUAUGAAUUAGUUCAAAUUGAGGGUGCCAUACAUGAACCUACUUUUCGUUAUCGGGUUACAGUCGCUGAUGUCGUUGAUCCAAUCGUUUCAGCAAUGGGGACCGGCAGGUCGAAGAAAGAGGCGAAACAUGCUGCAGCUAAAGCAGUCUUGGACAAACUCAUUGGAGUCAACACUGAAGCCACAGACAUGCCAUUACCCAACAGCAUCACCGAUGGUCAAAACCUUCAAGAAUUACAAGGCUUUGGAGAGGACAAGGUUGUUGGAAACCCUAUUGGGUCAUUACAAGAAAUGUGUAUGUCUUGUCACUGGCCACCACCAAAAUAUACAAUGGAGGGUGAGGAAGGAUUACCUCACGAACGUCAGUUUACUAUCGUUUGCUCUAUUUUGAAGUAUCGACAAGUUGGAGUUGGAAAAAGCAAGAAACUUGCUAAAAGACAGGCUGCUGACAAGAUGUGGCGGACCCUCCAAGAUACACCAAUUGAGAAUAAUCAAACGUCAGGGAUUGACGAUGAUGAGAUUGUACAAAGAAACGCAAAUAUGAGCGCUCGUUACGCCGAUUUGAAAGAUAGCAAAAUAUCUACACUGACCACACCUCACAGUCUCAAGGUUUCCCAAUUUCACAAGAACCUCAAGUCUUCCACUGGUGUUAAGCUCUGUCAGUUACAGAAUACUUGCUUGAACGAUGGAGAUAUUAAUCUGGUGCAGUUCUUGCAAGAAAUCGCCUCAGAGCAGGUAUUCGAAGUGACCUACGUUGAUAUUGAAGAAAAGUCCAUCAGUGGUGAGUUUAUUUUCAAUCCAAUAUACGUAACGUACAUAAUUACAGCUCGCGUAUUUCUAAUAUCCAGUAAUUAUCGAAUCGAGAAUAACGUCUUGUUCAGUAGUGGGUAUAUCUUUUUUAAUCUGUUCCCCAAAUGCUACUGCUACCAAGUAUGGCUUCUGUACUUGCUUUUCGAAACAAGAGUGUAGAAAUUUAUCGUAAUACCCCAUACCAUGUCCAAGGCGUUUACCUGUAAGGAAAUUACG
This is a messenger RNA of Athalia rosae (coleseed sawfly), 1447 nucleotides long. Its product is annotated as RISC-loading complex subunit tarbp2-like. The coding region runs from base 185 to 1390 and encodes 401 amino acids. The transcript has 6 exons. NCBI's taxonomy places the organism in Eukaryota, Metazoa, Arthropoda, Insecta, Hymenoptera, Athaliidae. The record is from RefSeq and is a predicted model, not a curated record.